AUGAUGGUAUCAAGUUCAUUUAAAACGACUAAUGCAUUAUCGAAGGGAAAUGGAGGUGGAGGUGGCGGUGCUGCGUUGAGACAUAACGCGAAUAGAGAAAAGGCAGCGAAAAGUACAUUUAACGAACAAGUAAUUUGA
Acaulospora colombiana is the source of this 138-nucleotide messenger RNA. NCBI's taxonomy places the organism in Eukaryota, Fungi, Glomeromycota, Glomeromycetes, Diversisporales, Acaulosporaceae. The record is from the annotation of a GenBank genome assembly.